Messenger RNA from Onthophagus taurus, 5177 nucleotides. RefSeq names its product Rho kinase (gene Rok). Gene Ontology annotation, molecular function: small GTPase binding; Rho-dependent protein serine/threonine kinase activity; ATP binding. The record is from RefSeq and is a predicted model, not a curated record. Gene Ontology annotation, biological process: regulation of cell junction assembly; mitotic cytokinesis; embryonic morphogenesis. Gene Ontology annotation, cellular component: cytoskeleton; cytoplasm. Lineage: Eukaryota; Metazoa; Arthropoda; Insecta; Coleoptera; Scarabaeidae.
AGCUCUCUAAACUUAAAAUACAAGUAUAUAAAUGUAAUCUUAAGAGUUUGUGAAACUCUUAAGUUAUUUUCGCGGGUAAAUUUGAACGUGACUCGGCAAUCAUUGGAAAUACAACCGAAAAAUGGCCGACUAAGUCAUUGGAUUGUACAAUUUUUUAGAUAAUAAAACGAUUCAGAACACGACCGUAUCGAAUUUUUUUACCGGUUCUUAUCAGACUGAAACGCGAGAAUUUAAAGCUUUUGCUAUCAGAAAUGUUAAGCGAUAACAUCUCCGAACAGGAAGGAAGUUCAUUCUGCUUGUAGUAGAUGUGGUGCUCAUUUCGACGGGAUUCUUCCACAAUGGAACGAAUAAAGGACGAAGAUCGGAAGCUUCGGCUUCGAAAACUUGAGGAUUGGAUUCAGGAUGCGAGGGGCAUAGGAAAUAUUGAUUCAUUACUCGAUACUGUUCAAGCCUUAUAUGCUGAUUGCGAUCAUCCAGCCAUUAAGAAGUUAAAAAACGUAGAGGUUUACAGACAUAGAUAUGACAAUUUUGCAAGUGAAAUAGUAAAUCUACGUAUGAAAACGGACGAUUACGAGCACAUAAAAGUAAUAGGUAGGGGAGCAUUUGGAAAGGUACAGCUUGUACGUCAUAAAUACACUCGACAAAUUUACGCUAUGAAACGUUUAAGUAAAGCCGAUUUAAUUAAACGUUCGGAUUCUGCAUUUUUUUGGGAAGAACGUUACAUAAUGGCACACGCAAGUUCGGAAUGGAUAGUUCAAUUGCAUUUCGCUUUUCAAGAUGAGAAACAUCUUUACAUGGUUAUGGAUUAUAUGCCGGGUGGGGAUAUUGUUAACUUAAUGUCGAAUUAUGAAAUUCCUGAGAAAUGGGCUAAAUUUUACACGAUGGAGGUCGUUUUAGCUUUAGAUGUAAUACAUCGUAUGGGGUUUGUGCAUCGCGAUGUUAAACCUGAUAAUAUGUUGUUAGAUAAAUACGGUCAUUUAAAGUUAGCUGAUUUCGGAACUUGUAUGCGUAUGGAUGAAGAUGGAUUGGUAAGAUCAAAUAAUGUGGUUGGUACGCCUGAUUAUAUUUCGCCAGAGGUGCUUCAAAGUCAUGGUAAAGGUAUUUAUGGAAGAGAAUGCGAUUGGUGGUCAGUUGGAAUUUUUGUUUAUGAAAUGUUAGUGGGCGAAACUCCGUUUUAUGCCGAUAGUUUGCUAGGAACUUAUAAUAAAAUCAUGUGCCACGAAAAUAAUUUAUCGUUUCCACCCGAAGUUGAAAUCUCCAAAGAAGCGAUCUCAUUAAUUAGAGGUCUUUUAUGUGAUCGUACGAAACGUCUCGGUAGAAAUAGCGUCGAUGAAAUAAAAAAUCACCCAUUUUUUAUAAAUGAUCAAUGGACUUUCGAUAAUUUAAGAGAUUCAGUGCCUCCAGUUGUACCAGAAUUAACGGGCGAUGAUGAUACAAGUAAUUUUGAUAAUUACGAAAAAGAUGAAAGUCCAGAAGAAAUUUUUCCCAUACCAAGUAAUUUCGUUGGAAAUCAUUUACCAUUCAUUGGAUUCACUUAUAACUCUGAUUAUCAAUUAUUAGCAGCAAAAGAUAACGUAGACAACGGUAACAUAAAAAGUAACGAUGCUCAAGUGACAAAAUUAGAAAUUCAGUUACAACAAGAACGCGAAAACGUUGAAUCUUUAGAAAUUAAACAACGAAUUUUAAUUGAUCAGUUAGAAAAAUUAGCUCAAAGGGAAUGUGAUUUACGCGAAGAAACUGCAAAAUACGAGAAAGAAAUUACACUUUUACGACAUAAUUACAAAGAUGUUCAAAGAAAAGUUGAAAGCGAAAGUGAGUUAAGAAGAAAAAAUGAAAAGUUAUUAAGCGAUGUUAAAAAACGUUUAGAAGAGGAAGAAUUAAAACGCACGCGCGAAAUGAAUAAUAACCAACAACACAACGACAAAAUUAAUUCGUUAGAAAAGCAAAUAAAUGAACUUCAAGAAAAAUUAAAAGCUGAAAACGAUGGGACGCAAAAACUUAGGAAACAAUUAACUGAAUUAAUGAUGGCUAAAACGACCGCGGAACAAAAAGCUUCUGAAUAUCAAACAAUGCUUCAAAAUAUUCAAACUCAUCGGGAUAAUUUACAAUCAGAAAUGGCGAUUUUGCAAGGACAACUUACUCAAGAGAAAAAUUCUAGGACGCAAGCCUCUGAUCAACAAAUUGCUUUAGAAGCUAAAUUACAAUUGAUUAAUACUGAAUUAGAAAGAAGUAAACUGAGGGAGGAAAAUAUCGCGACUGAUAAUGCUCAAUUAGUUGAAAAAAUCGCUUCUCUCGAAAAAGAUUGUGCCAGUUUAAAAUUGGAAUUAAAAGCUACCCAAAAACAGUAUCAACAAGAAGUUAGGGCUCAUGAAGAAACCGAAAGAAGUCGAAUGUUAAAUAAUGAAGAAGCAAAUAUGGUUAAGGCUCUCCAAACAAAAUUGACUGAAGAAAAAAGUGCUCGCCAAAAAGCAGAUUUAAAUUCUCAAGAAAAAGAAAGACAAAUUUCUAUGCUCUCUGUUGAUUAUCGCUCGAUUCAACAACGUUUACAGAAGUUGGAGGGGGAAUAUCGCCAAGAAACUGAAAAGGUAAAAGGGCUUCAAGGUCAAAUGGAACAAGAACAGCAAAAGAAAAAUUUGAUGCAAACUGAAAUUAGUCAACAUUUAUCGGAAAACGCACAAUUAAAAGCAAAAGAAGCCCAAUUAACCAUAGAAAAAACUCAAUUAUUAGAAAGUAAAAAAAUGUUUGAAGAAAAAUUUUACAACAUUAAAAGAGAAUUCUCAAUGGAACAACUAAAAAUGAAAGAUAUGCAAGAAAAUUUAGAAAGCGAACAAUAUUUCGCGAGCCUAUAUAAAACUCAAGUAAACGAAUUAAAAGAGGAAGUUGAAGAAAAAAAUAAGUUAAAUAAAGAAUUUGAAGAGGAGAGAGAAUCAUUAAAACAACAAUGCCAAAUUGCUUUUGCAAGAGCUGAUUCCGAAGCUUUAGCAAGAUCGAUCGCCGAGGAAACCGUUGCUGAUUUAGAAAAAGAAAAAACAAUGAAAGAAUUAGAAUUAAAGGAUCUCAUUAAAAAACAUCAUACCGAAAUAGCUACGAAAGAAAUGAUUUUAAACGCUUCAAGAGAAAAAGAAAUUGAAAUUAAAAAAUAUAACGAAGCGUUAAUGAAAGAGAAAGAAGAAAUUUUAAGAGAAUUAAAACAGGUUCAAGAUGAAUUAGUGCAAAAAUCAACGAAUAACGAAGAAAUGCAAAAAUUAAGGGCCGAAUUAAAAAGGGAAUCAUUAUUGAAGCAACAAGCUGUUAAUAAGCUUCAUGAAAUUUUAAACAGAAAAGACUUAAAAGAAACCAAAGGAAAAAAUAAAAUUACCAGUGCGGAUUUAAGAAGGAAAGAAAAAGAUUUAAAAAAACAACAACAAGAACUUAGCUUAGAAAAAGAAAAAUUACAACAAAAAAUUUUCGAAUUAAAUGCACAAUUAAAUGAAGAGAUCAAUCAAAAACAAAGGGUUCAAAUGGAACUUGAUAGUAAAGAUUCGGAAAUUGAACAAUUACAAAUGAAAUUGAGUACACUUUCCUGUGAAACUGCUUCUUUAAGUUCAGCUGAUAAUGAUGCUGACGAAUACGGGCCUGAUUCUUUAUUUGAAGGUUGGCUUUCGAUUCCCAAUAAACAAAACAUUAAGCGACAUGGUUGGAAAAAACAAUUUGUUGUUGUUUCAAGUAGAAAAAUUAUUUUUUAUAAUUCGGAGAGUGAUAAACAAAAUAGAGAUCCAGGAAUUGUUAUUGAUUUAUGUAAAGUUUUUCACGUUCGAUCUGUUACACAAGGCGAUGUAAUUCGUGCUGAAUCCAAAGAUAUCCCGAGAAUAUUUCAGUUAUUGUAUGCGGGAGAAGGGGAGGCGCGGAAAAGUGAUGAACAAGUUAACAGUUUGGAUGUUAGUUCGAUUAGGAGCGAGGACAAUAAACCAGGGACAAUAAUGCACAAAGGUCACGAGUUCCUACAGAUCUCUUUUCACAUGCCCACCACUUGCGAAGUCUGUCCAAAACCGAUGUGGCGCAUGUUUAAUCCUCCACCAGCUUUAGAAUGUAGAAGAUGUAGAACGAAAAUUCAUAAAGAACACUUGGAUCACAAAGAAGAUAAUUUGACACCAUGCAAAUUACAUUACGAUCCAACGUGCGCUCGAGAAUUAUUGCUGUUGGCGCAAACAAUCGACGACCAAAAACAUUGGGUGACUAGGUUAAGUAAGAAAAUACAAAAGUGCGGCUAUAAAGCGAAUAAUUCAAACACAGAUACGGCGAAGAUUUCCCCUCGGGAAUCGACUAGAUCUUCAUUGAAGCCGUACAUGAAUAUUGUACAACGUUCCGCAACGUUACCUGCAAAUUCUUCCAUGAACAACAAAUGAAAAUUAAAACUUUUUAUUUCGUUUAAACUACUACUUAGAGCUGUGAAAUUAACUCUAUUUUUAAAAAGGUUAUCGCGAUGAAUGAUUUUAAAAAAAUUUUCUUAAUAAGUAUACUUAAAGAUGAUGAUACUUUACUGCUUUAAAUCUUAAACUUUGAAGAUGCUUUUGUUCUUAGUUGAAGCAUGUUUCGCUAUUUCCUCUACUUUUGUGAUUAAUAAAUAUAAAAAAUAAAAAUAAAAAGGGCUAAGCACUAAAAAGUUUUUAAAAUAAAUUAAUGGAGGCUCAAUAGGUAUAUAAGCUUAUUAAUUUAUUCAUGUUUAAUUCUUUUGUUACUAAAACAACUUGCCUUUUUAAUUCUUUAAUUUUUUAACUCUCACUAUUACAACAGAGCAUGUAUAUUUUCUUAUUUAUUAUUAGUUUGUUACAUUCCGGUAGGAUAUGAACAGCAGGAAUUUAUUUUAUUUUUUGUAUAUUUUUGUUGUUUAUAUUUAGUAUUUUUGUUUUGAAUUGUACAAAGACUUUUUUGUAGUAGAUUAUUGCGUAUUUGUAUUACGAGCUAUUGUAUUUUUUUUUAAAUAUAUUAAGUCUCCUCGAUUUCUUCUUCAAUUAUCAAGUAAACGUGCCUUAAAUAUUUUUCAAAUAAAUUAAUCGUUAUUUAAUUAAAAAUAUUAACAGUACACAAAACCACAAGGAAUACUUAUUUUAUAAUAAGCGCCUUAUUUUGUAUUUUUGACGAUGUGUAAAACCAAAAUCAGAACAGUUCUUAAAUAAAUUGUUCGUAUUUAUAGUAAA